Elaeis guineensis (African oil palm) is the source of this 2319-nucleotide messenger RNA. Lineage: Eukaryota; Viridiplantae; Streptophyta; Magnoliopsida; Arecales; Arecaceae. The record is from RefSeq and is a predicted model, not a curated record.
CAUCGUAACCUCGCCUCCUCUUCCUCGGAGAACCCCCAAGACCUGGAGAAGUGGUACAAUUCCUUCUUACCUUCCGACAUUUUGCUCUCCGGCGAGCCGCGGUUGAUCCACGCAUAUACCACUGCAAUCAGCGGCUUCGCCGCGAGAUUGACCGACGAAGAGCUGUCGGACGUGAAGAAGAAGCCCGGCUUCAUCCACGCCUAUCCCGACCAUCUAGUUCCCCUCCACACCACCCACACGCCGGACUUCUUGGGCCUAUGGAAGAACACCGCCGGCUUCUGGAACAGCUCCAACUACGGCGAGGGUGUGAUCAUCGGCGUGCUGGACUCCGGAAUCUCUCCGGACCACCCUUCGUUCCGCGACGAGGGAAUGCCCCCUCCCCCUGCAAAAUGGAAGGGGGCUUGCGACUUCAGCACGUUCAAGUGCAACAACAAACUCAUCGGGGCGAGGUACCUCGUCAAGGGCUGGGACUUCAUGCACAAAGCCUACGGCUACGAUGGAGCGGAGCAAGAAGAGCCAUUCGACGACUAUGGCCAUGGAACCCAUGCCGCUGGCACGGCUGCUGGUAUGUUCGUCGCAAAUGCCAAUGCACUUGGCCAGGCCACGGGCACCGCCGCCGGAAUGGCUCCCUACGCUCACCUGGCCGUCUACAAGGUGUGCACCGAGAUUGGAUGCUUCAUCUCCGAUAUGCUUGCUGGUCUGGACAACGCCAUCAAUGAUGGCGUCGAUGUGCUCUCACUCUCCCUCGGCGGAUACUCGCUCCCUUUCUUCAACGAUGGUAUCGCCAUCGGCGCGUUCAGAGCGGUCGAGAAGGGCAUCUUCGUAAGCUGCGCCGCGGGCAACGAAGGCCCGUUCAAUGGCACGGUGUCGAACGAGGCUCCAUGGAUCCUUACGGUCGGCGCGAGCACCAUUGACAGGGAAAUUCGGGUGACUGUCGAGCUUGGCAAUGGAGUCGAGCUCAUUGGACAGUCCGCCUACCAACCCCGUGACUUCCUCUCCACCGAGCUGCCUCUGGUGUAUCCUGGCCUCCACGGAGGUUCCCGCGCGGCCGUCUGCAAGAGUGGCUCCCUUGAAGACAUCGACGUCAGAGGAAAGGUGGUGGUGUGCGACGCCGACGGCGAGGUCGGCCGGGUGAAUCAGGGCCGGACCGUGAAGAGCGCCGGCGGGGCCGCCAUGAUACUAAGAAACAAAGAAACCAGUGGAUUCACCACCAUGUCUGAUACCCACGUACUUCCGGCUGCCCAUGUAAGCUACUCCGAUGGACUCAAGAUCAAAUCAUACAUUAGUUCAGCUUCGGCUCCGACUGCCUCGAUCGCUUUCCAUGGUACCGUAAUCGGAAAGUUUCCGGCUCCGGCGGUGGCUUCGCUCUCAGCCAGAGGACCCAGCCGGGCCGAUCCCAACAUCCUGAAACCGGACAUCGUCGGACCCGGGGUGAACAUUUUGGCCGCAUGGCCUUUCCCGGUUGGGUCAGCCGGCAAUGGAGCUGCCACGUUUAACAUAAUCUCCGGCACGUCCAUGGCCACUCCACACCUCAGUGGAAUUGCAGCCCUGCUAAAGAGCGCCCACCCGGAGUGGUCGCCGGCCGCCGUCAAGUCGGCGAUCAUGACUACCGCCGACUUGACUGCAAAUGACGGCGAGCCGAUCCGCGACCAGAUCAUGAAUGUCGCCGACUUCUACGCCGUAGGAUCAGGCCAUGUCAAUCCUUCAAGAGCCGCCAAUCCAGGCCUCAUCUACGACGUCGAUACCGGCGAUUAUGUCGCGUAUCUCUGCGGCCUGCAGUACACCGAUGAACAAGUGAGCGCAGUCGUCAGCCGCACGAUCAAAUGUUCCGGCAUCGAGAGCAUAUCCGGUGCCGAGCUGAACUACCCUUCGUUCACGGUGUUCCUGAACGCGGAGAACGACUAUAAGUUGACGGUCAGACGGACAGUGACCAAUGUGGGUGAGCCCAGGUCCACGUACAGGGUUCGGGUCAAGUCUCCAACGGGGGUUCUAGUGUCAGCGGAACCUAAAAAGCUCUCCUUCUCAAAGGCUAAUGGGACAGCUCAGUACUCCGUUACGUUCUCUAAAAGCGGCAGAAUUAGGAAGGGAGCUGAGAAAGGGUUAUUGACAUGGGCUUCGUCAGAUAAAAUUACAAUGGUUAAUAGUCCAAUCAUGGUGUCCAUCAUGUGAAAGGCUCAAGGAUUAAUGUUAGGACUUCCAUCACUAAGGAUUUUGUGCAUGGCUGAACGCCGGGAGUUUCGCCAUUUUGUUUUAUUGUUCUUAUUUUCAUGUAAAAGUGCAUCUUUGGUGAUGGUCUCAACAACGCUCCCUUGUAACUGG